This is a messenger RNA of Pelmatolapia mariae (spotted tilapia), 2397 nucleotides long. RefSeq names its product calcium-dependent serine proteinase-like. Gene Ontology annotation, cellular component: blood microparticle; extracellular region. Gene Ontology annotation, molecular function: serine-type endopeptidase activity; calcium ion binding. The record is from RefSeq and is a predicted model, not a curated record. Gene Ontology annotation, biological process: zymogen activation; complement activation. The coding region runs from base 110 to 2212 and encodes 700 amino acids. The transcript has 11 exons. NCBI's taxonomy places the organism in Eukaryota, Metazoa, Chordata, Actinopteri, Cichliformes, Cichlidae.
GCAAGAGAGGAAGGGGGCAGCAGGAAGAGGGUGAAAUAGAAAUUAAUAUGAAAAGAGGAAGGAGACAUGUUCAAAUGCUUUAUUUGAGAAGAGAUUUGAUCAGGACAAGAUGUUAAGAUCAAGUCUCCUGCUUCUCCCGCUCUUCCACUCCACGUACUGCAUGCUGCUGGGAUGGGUGGAGUCUCCAGGUUAUCCCAAUGGGUACUUACCUCAAGCUAGCCUAAAUUGGAGCAGGUGCGCCCCCAAAGGUCACAGCCUCUCCAUAAGGUUCAUCCACCUGGACCUGGAGGACAGUAUCGACUGUGAAAAUGAUGCAGUGAAGAUCUUUUCAAAUGGAAACUUAAUUUCCGUUUUGUGUGGCACAAAGGAAUUUGAGGAGCUUCAGUCCACUGUAAAUCCUGUACUUUUUUCGCCCCCGGGUGGCUGCCUCGCCCUUUCGUUCCACUCGGACUACUCAAACAUAAAGAGGCACACCGGCUUUAGAGGCUUUUAUACAACCCAAGACUAUGAUGAAUGCAAGGAUAACGAAAUCAACCAAUGCACCCAGUUCUGUCACAACUUCAUCGGAGGGUACCACUGCUCCUGUCGCCACGGCUACCACCUGGAUGUGGACAACCACACUUGCACUGUGAACUGCAAUGAGGACCUGUCAGGAAAGAGCAAAGGUAUCAUAUCCAGUCCUUCCUGGCCCAACUCGUACGCAGAGAACGCAAACUGUCAGUAUACGCUGCUCGUGGACUCCCAGUCUCAGGUGGAGCUCCACUUCUCGGACGUUUUUGAUGUGGAACAAGGCCCCGAUGGUCAAUGCAUAGAUGCACUGAGAAUUGAGACUCCCUCUGGGACUCUGGGACCGUUCUGUGGCAACACGCCUCCCAAAUCGCCAUUUCUCACUCACGCAAACAAGCUCACGAUCCGUUUCACCACUGACGACUUUGGCACCAACAAAGGAUUCCACCUCAGCUUCACGACCAAAGAUAAGGUAUGUCCAGCAGUGGUGACCUCACACUCCACCGUGACUCCCAAGAAAGCAGAAUAUAAUCGUGGCGAAGAAGUGACGGUCACUUGUGACGAGGGCUAUGUUGUAAAUGACGAUAAAGGCAUCCAUGACGUGAAAUCAGAGUUCAGUGCAAUGUGCCAUAGCACAGGCAUAUGGACUCCCAGCUACACCUGUGAAUUGGUCAAUUGUGGACUUCCUGAUAUACCGAAAGAUGGCAUUCUUCAGCUGGUGGGUUCAGAUGACCCACAAACUCAAUAUAAAGACCAGAUCCAGUUUAGCUGCAGCUCAAAGUACUACACGCUGGAAGGAGAUGACACAUUCAUUUGCAGUGCCAGUGGCGAAUGGAUAUCAACUAAUGGAAAUGCAGAGUUUCCAAAAUGUCUUCCAGUGUGUGGGCAGCCUGAAACACUGAUAGCAGGUACAGGAAGAAUUUUGGGAGGUCAGGAUGCAAAACUGGGAGAAAUACCAUGGCAGCUAUUCAUAAAAGAGCCCAGCAGAGGAGGAGCAUCCCUGAUAAAUGAUCAGUGGGCUGUGACGGCGGCUCAUGUUGUGGAUGGGCACGAGAACAGCCCUUUGAGUGUCUUUGGUGGACUGAUAGAUAGAACGACAACAAAUGCCCCAAAUGCACCUUCCUUGACCACUAACAGGAUCAUAAUUCAUCCUGGCUACAGAAAGGGGAUCACUGGAAGUGCACGCACUGAUUAUAACAAUGAUAUUGCUCUUAUAAGAUUCAGCUCCAGAAUCACAUUAGGCCCAAACCUGCUUCCCAUUUGUCUGCCAGAAGAAAACAGUGGUGUGAUGGAAAAUGAACAAGGUACAGUGUCAGGCUGGGGGGUGACAGAGAACAGACAGUUAUCAGAUGUUUUAAAAUAUGCUCAUGUUUCAGCCUACUCACGCAGAGAGUGUGAGAAUACACCUCUCAUUUCACGUGGGAAGUCCAUGAUUUUCAGUAAUAACAUGUUCUGUGCUGGAGACAGCGGGAAGGACAGUUGUAAAGGAGACAGUGGAGGUCCUUUUGUUUUGCCCAUGUUGUCUUCUAGCAGUGGGCCUUACUAUCUGACUGGGAUUGUGUCAUGGGGAGCUCGCUGUCGGAUUCCCCAACCAGAUUCAACUAGAAUAGUGAACAAGGGUUAUUAUACCAAGGUAGGGAAUUAUGUGAAGUGGAUUAAGCAGACAAUAGAGAGAGUAGAGGCAGAAGAAUCAGAGAGAAAGUAAAAUAAAUGAUGAAGAAAACACUCUGUUAUAUAUGAUAAUAAAAUCAUUUUCAGGGCUGAUUCACAUUUAAAAAAUGACUUUGCUUAUAAAAUAAAGACCACAACCUUAUAAUCAAAUGUACCAAAAUAAAUAACACAAUCACAACAGCUUGUUAUUUCUACAUUGUUUCCUAUUAAAGAGAAAUG